AUGACAACUGCUCAGUUUGAUUGUCAGUACUGCACAGCAUCUCUUCUUGGGAAGAAGUAUGUACUAAAGGAUGACAAUCCAUACUGUGUUUCGUGUUAUAAUCAUAUCUUUUCUAACUAUUGCGAGAAGUGCAAAGAACCAAUUGAAUCAGAUUCCAAGGAUCUUUGUUACAAAGACCGGCACUGGCAUGAAGGAUGCUUCAAGUGCACCAAAUGUAAUCACUCUUUGGUGGAAAAGCCUUUUGCUGCCAAGGAUGAGCGCCUGCUGUGCACGGAGUGCUAUUCUAACGAGUGCUCCUCUAAGUGCUUCCACUGCAAGAGGACCAUCAUGCCUGGUUCUCGCAAAAUGGAAUUUAAGGGAAACUACUGGCAUGAAACCUGCUUCGUGUGUGAGCAUUGCCGACAACCAAUAGGAGCAAAGCCUCUGAUCUCCAAAGACAGUGGCAAUUAUUGUGUGCCAUGUUUUGAGAAGGAGUUUGCUCCUUACUGUAACUUCUGUAAGAAGGUGAUAACUUCAGGUGGGAUAACAUUUCAUGACCAGCUGUGGCAUAAAGAGUGUUUUCUGUGUAGUGGCUGUAGGAAAGAGCUCUGUGAAGAAGAGUUUAUGUCCAGAGAUGAUUAUCCGUUCUGCUUGGACUGCUACAACCAUCUUUGUGCCAAAAAGUGUGCAGCCUGUACCAAACCCAUUACCGGUCAACGAGGUGCCAAGUUUAUCUGCUUUCAAGACCACCAGUGGCACAGUGAAUGUUUUAACUGUGGGAAGUGCUCCAUCUCCUUGGUGGGUGAAGGCUUCCUGACCCAAAACAAGGAAAUCUUCUGCCGCAAAUGUGGCUCCGGGGUGGACACUGAUAUCUAG
Molecule: messenger RNA, 855 nt
Organism: Cynocephalus volans (Philippine flying lemur)
Lineage: Eukaryota; Metazoa; Chordata; Mammalia; Dermoptera; Cynocephalidae
Gene: FHL5
Product: four and a half LIM domains 5
Exons: 5
Coding region: 1-855 (284 amino acids)
Biological process (GO): positive regulation of transcription by RNA polymerase II
Cellular component (GO): nucleus; Z disc
Molecular function (GO): transcription coactivator activity
Source: RefSeq, a predicted model, not a curated record